Messenger RNA from Quercus robur (English oak), 2135 nucleotides. RefSeq lists its product as uncharacterized. NCBI's taxonomy places the organism in Eukaryota, Viridiplantae, Streptophyta, Magnoliopsida, Fagales, Fagaceae. Gene Ontology annotation, molecular function: ATP binding; protein serine/threonine kinase activity. The record is from RefSeq and is a predicted model, not a curated record. The coding region runs from base 143 to 1705 and encodes 520 amino acids. The transcript has 13 exons. Gene Ontology annotation, biological process: intracellular signal transduction; peptidyl-serine phosphorylation.
AAUAAGCAGCAGCAGCAGCUGCCUUCUUCUUCUUCUUCUUCUUCUAAACACAACACAACACAGAUACAGAUAGUGGAAGAGAGGGUUUUAGAGUGAGAAACUGAAAGAAAGUGGUAGUUGUAGAGAGAUAGAGAGAGAGAGAAUGGAGGAUCGGGGGGAGGAAGAAGAGGUGUUAGGGUCGAGUUUGACUAUGGAGAAAGUGGCGGCAGCCAAGCAGUUCAUAGAAAAUCACUACAGAGCUCAGAUGAAGAACAUUCAAGAGCGCAAAGAGAGACGAUGGGUGUUAGAGAGGAAAUUAGCUACCUCAGAUGUGCCCGAGGAAGAACAGAUCAACCUGAUCAAGGAUUUAGAGCGAAAAGAGACAGAAUUUAUGCGACUUAAAAGGCACAAGAUAUGUGUUGAUGAUUUUGAGCUUUUAACCAUCAUUGGGAGGGGGGCCUUUGGUGAGGUCCGAUUGUGUCAGGAGAAGAAAUCUGGCAAUAUUUAUGCCAUGAAAAAGUUGAAGAAAUCUGAAAUGGUUAAGAGAGGACAGGUGGAGCAUGUUAGAGCUGAGAGGAACUUGCUGGCAGAAGUAGCCAGCCAUUGCAUUGUGAAACUUUAUUACUCAUUUCAGGAUGCUGAGUAUUUGUAUUUGAUUAUGGAAUAUCUGCCUGGCGGGGACAUGAUGACUCUGCUGAUGAGGGCAGACACCUUAACAGAAAAUGUGGCUAGAUUUUAUAUUGCUCAGAGCGUCCUGGCCAUAGAAUCUAUUCACAAGCACAAUUACAUUCACAGAGAUAUUAAGCCUGACAACCUUCUUCUGGACAAAAACGGUCACAUGAAGCUCUCAGAUUUUGGCCUUUGUAAGCCUCUUGAUUGUACUACUUUACCUGCACUGCAUGAAAAUAGAACCAUGGAUGAUGAAAAUUUGACAGAACCAAUGGAUAUUGAUGGAUGUUUUCCUGAUGCGGUUAAUGGGAGUACUUGGAAGAGCCCCCGUGAACAGCUUCAACACUGGCAGAUGAACAGGAGGAAGUUGGCAUUUUCAACUGUGGGAACACCGGACUAUAUAGCUCCUGAAGUAUUGCUGAAGAAGGGAUAUGGAAUGGAAUGCGAUUGGUGGUCAUUGGGAGCAAUAAUGUAUGAAAUGCUUGUUGGUUACCCUCCCUUUUAUUCAGACGAUCCAAUAACCACUUGCAGAAAGAUUGUUCACUGGAGAAAUCACUUAAGAUUCCCAGAAGAUGCAAAGUUGACACUAGAGGCCAAGGAUCUUAUUUGCAGGUUGCUGUGUGAUGUUGAGCAAAGGCUCGGCACUGGAGGGGCACGCCAAAUUAAAGCUCAUCCUUGGUUCAAGGAUGUCGUGUGGGAUAAACUCUAUGAAAUGGAGGCAGCAUUCAAGCCAGAAGUCAACGGGGAGCUAGAUACACAGAACUUUAUGAAGUUUGAUGAAUUGGAUCCUCCAGCCCAAGCAAGAACUGGCUCAGGCCCCUCACGGAAGAUGCUAUUAACCCCAAAAGAUCUAAGCUUCGUUGGCUAUACAUACAAGAAUUUUGACGCUGUGAAAGGACUUAACCAAACUUUUGAUUUCAAAAGAAGUAUGUCACCAAAACGGCCAUCUAUUGAUUCUCUAUUUAGUAAUUCUAGGACAGAUUAUACUACUAAACAGACAGCCGAGGACACAGAGGUGCAGAUGCUUGCAUCAUCAGGUGAUCCCAUGUUACCAUAAAAUAAAAUCAUGGGGUGACAAAGUGGGAAGUUUGCUUGCCACCUGGAUGUUUGCAUAUGUUGUAGCUUGGCUGCCAUGGCAAUUUUUACAUAUAACCACCAUUUAAGUGUACAGCAGUAUUUGAAGAACUUCUUAAAGAGCCCAGUGGAGGGAAAAUGAGGCUUUAAUUAGCUGAAAGAAUUUGUGUAUUAGAAUUAAGAAUUUAGAGCAGAGAGUUCUGGAACUUGUAUCCUGGCUGCCCAGGUUGGCAGAGUUAUACUUGCCUUCUCUAGUGGCAGUUUCUGGUCAAAUUUUAAUUAAUGCCAAGUUACCAGGAGAGACUCAAUAGACGUGUUAAAUUAAGAAAUUAUUCACUGCAACUGUUUGUAACCCUUGAUGGGCACAAGUGACAAACUAGCUAUUUAAAUAUAUUGCCGCAAGGUAUAAGACU